AUGAACACAGAGGCAACUACAACCGAUAGUCCGAAUAAAACAACUACAGAUGAUAUAGCGCCAGAGUUUACUGCAACCUAUAGUCCGACUAAAACAACUGCAGAUGAUAUAGCGACUGAGAGAACUACAAUAGUCAGUUAUACUACAGAGGAAACCUCAGACAUUACGACUGGCGAUGGUUCAACAAGCACAACUGAUUCAACAACAACUUUAACUACGACUAAACUAUUUACAGAAGAUUCCACUGGAACCGAAGAUUUUGUAUCUUCUACGAUGCAGCCAACAACGCCAUCUACAUCAGUCCCACCUAUAUGUCCUCCGGGAACUUUUGGAAAUAUUCCACACCCAGUACUGUGCAAUUCUUUCUUCAUGUGCGCUGGGGGAUCGGCCACACUACUAAACUGUACAGCUGGUUUCGAGUUUGAUCCCGAAAAGAGAUCAUGUGUCCCUAUUGCUCCUGGUGGAUGCACUCUUGGCCCUGUUUCUACAGGGGCUCCAGAGUUGAGUACUACAAAAGAGUUUAGCACCACUGAUACCGGUCAAACUGAAGACAACUACUCUACAGUUUCAGUCGGUAUUACUACCGUUUCUAGUAGUGAAACAACACAGAGUACUACAUUGGAAACAGAUAGUGCGACCCUGACCACUACGGUUGGAUUAGACGGUUCAACUCCGGAAGAGGUCAUAAAUAUUACAACUCAAUCUUCUAUACAUGAAAUUACAACAGAGGCAACUACAACUGACAUUUCGAAUAAGACAACCACAGAUAACAUAGUGACUGUAGGAACUACAACAGUCGGUAAUACCACAGAGGAAACCUCAGACUCUACAACUUGGGAUGGCUCAACAAGCACAACUGAUCCAACUACGAUUUUAACUACGUCAAUACCAGUUACAGAAGGUUCGAUUGGAACUGAAGAUUUUGUAUCAUCAACGGUGCAGUCAACAACACCAUCUACAUCGGCUCCAUCUAUAUGUCCUCCGGGAACUUUUGGAAAUAUCCCGCAUCCAGUACUGUGCAGUUCCUUCUUCAUGUGCGUUGGGGGUUCGGCAACAUUACUAAACUGUACAUCUGGUUUCGAGUUUGAUCCGGAAAAGAGAUCAUGCGUCCCUAUCGCUCCUGGUGGAUGCACUCUUGGUCCUGUAACUACUGGGGCUCCAGAGUGGAGUACUACAAAAAAGUUAAGUACCACAGAUACUGAAGUCAACUUUACAACUUCAGAUGGUAUUUCUACUGUUGCCGAUAGUGAAACCACAGAGACUAUUAUAUUAGAAACAGAUAGUUCAACCCAAACUACAACUUCUACACAUGAGAUUACUGCAACCAAUAGUCCGGCUAAAACAACUGCAGAUGAUAUAGCGACUGAGGGAACUACAACCGUAAUUAAUACUACAGAGGUAACCUCAUACUCUACGACUGGGGAUGGUUCAACAAGCACAACUGAUCCAACAACUAUGACAAUACAAGUUACAGAAGGUAAGGUUUUAAACUUUAUUACAGUUAUCUAUUUUCAAUCGCACUAUUCGUUAAAUAAAACAACUGUCUUUUUUAAAGCUGCAACUGUAGAUAAUUACAUUAACUCUAUGGCACCAUUAUUACAGGUUCCACCGUAA
Diatraea saccharalis (sugarcane borer) is the source of this 1614-nucleotide messenger RNA. NCBI's taxonomy places the organism in Eukaryota, Metazoa, Arthropoda, Insecta, Lepidoptera, Crambidae. The record is from the annotation of a GenBank genome assembly.